This is a messenger RNA of Toxoplasma gondii ME49, 7870 nucleotides long. RefSeq lists its product as hypothetical. NCBI's taxonomy places the organism in Eukaryota, Apicomplexa, Conoidasida, Eucoccidiorida, Sarcocystidae. The coding region runs from base 762 to 5660 and encodes 1632 amino acids. Gene Ontology annotation, biological process: protein ubiquitination. The transcript is spliced from 4 exons. The record is from RefSeq and is a predicted model, not a curated record. Gene Ontology annotation, cellular component: membrane; Cul4A-RING E3 ubiquitin ligase complex.
CACAAGUUUAACGCAAUCUUCGGGCGUUUUUUCCUCUUGGUAAACUUUUCUCUCGAAUACAGGAUUGUCCUGCUUCGUCUUCAUGUGUGCAUUCCUCUUCAGGGGCUAAUGUCGUUCUCACGCGUCAAAAGCCUCGUAACCCCGGCGAAAAGUCGCACCGCUCGCGGAUAAACGGGAAAUGCUCAUCCACUUCCAGAGUACAAUGACAACGUUACUUGCGCGAGAGAUGACGAGGAAAGGGGGAAGAAAAACUCCUGAUGGCAAAGAGAACGGGCAACUCGAAAAGCAGAAAACGCCUUUUCGGUACGCAACCUCCCCAAAGUCACGACGCUCUCCUAGCGACAUGGCAUGCGCCAGACCAGAAGCGGGAGGCACCUGACGAAACCCGGGCGUUUCCUUGUGCCUUCACUGGAAAACUGCUAAGUUGUCACAUCUAUCCACUAACUUCUGUUUUAGACGCCUUAAAUCGUCGUUCCGGGCGGCAAACCACUGCCACCACGCCUUGAGCGCGCAACCCUCGUGAGGCGCUGUCGCUGCCGCGUUCUUAGCUCCCUUUCCAAUCUCAUGUCUCUCGGAAUGUUUUUUUCUCAAUUGGCACGCGCAAUCGACAACAAUGUCAUGAAUUCUCAUGCGGUUUGAGCCGCCGUACCUUCCUCAGCACCGUGGUUUGGAACGGGAUCGGGUAUUGAACUCGCCAGGCGGCCGUAUCUCGCGGCCGAAUCCCACGCAAACUUCGGCUUCCCGCCUUUUUCAGAGUUACCAUGGGAACUCUUAAGAUCCUCCGCUGGCCUCCGGCAGCGUGGACGCUUCCAUGUUGUAUGUGUCUCGCUGUUUUUACUGGCGCGGCUUUCAGGCAGAACCGUCUCCAAGCCGUCGCUUUCGCAGCUCCUGUCUCUCGCGAGUUGCCCUUUUCACCUGCUGCUCAGACACCAGCGGCCACCGACACAGGUGUUUUGCAGAGUGAAAAUGCCGCUCGAGAUAAAUUCUCUGCUUCAGGUUUCUUUUCUGCGGGAAACAGGGACUUUAACCAAGCGUCUUCUGCGCCAGUUCCUCCGCUACAGACUCGGAGGAGUCGCGCGAAUCUCAGCCAGGAACGCCUCUCAGAAACACCCAAAGCGGUCGUUUUCCAGACUCCACCUCCGGAAAGUGCAGUCGCGUCGGCCGCCUCGUCGAUAUCGGCCGUCAAUCUCGCCGGACCGGCAGUUCCGCCAACUCUGAUUGAAAAUACCGCGAACAGCGACGUGGCUUUGCCGCGAACCCAAACUCCGGUGGCCCCUCCUGCACAGAAGUAUGCCGAGACUCCGGUGGAUGUACACCGUUCUUCCCCUGUUUCUUUCAACGACACGCAGUUGUCGACUGUUCAGCCCGGUAACCUGGGUGGAACUGCUGCCUUGUCUGCCCCAGAUGUGGCGCGGAAAAAUCCGGAACAGUUUCCAAGCCACCUUGUUCAGUCGAAUGCCGACCAAAAUGGUAUUUCUGGCGCGUCGACACUGGCGCCUGCCGGCGGAAACGGCGUUGCUACGCUGCAGUCCCCGCGUACACCAGAGGCUCCCGUUUCGCCGGCCCAGGCUCGCAAUACAGAGGCUGCAUCUGUGACGCUGAACCCAGCGACGGUUCCCGGUGAAGAGCGGCGCGGGAACUCAGGUGGAUCAGAUGAAAAAGGCGACAUGGCAAGCUCGCAGAGUCCAGACACACACGGGACGCGUUCAGACUUCCUGCCUUCUUCAGGUUCGAUAGCGUCUGCCGCCGAAUCCGUCUCGGGUCCAGAGUUGGAGGCGAGGGAGCACACCACAGAUGAUGCCCUCGAGGAGAGCCGAAAAAAACUCGAGGCGCUGCGAAACGCUGCCAAAGCGGUGGAGGCGGUUCGCGCUCCGGUAGAGCAGCCUCCGUUUGACGCCCAUGAACCAGGCUCGGCUGACCGUUACCGCGCCUUCGAUAGGACCGUUCCAGGCGGUCAAGAGACACUGCCCUUCGAAAGGGUCGUCACAGCUCCUACUUCCACUGCAGCUGAAGACCUGACGCAGUCUCGUGAGAGCCGUGACAUCCCCUCUGUGCCUCAAGCGCGAACUCACAGCAGAUCUCCAUCGCAACAGCAGUCGGGGGGUCCAGGCCCUCAUGGACGAGGCGCACCAGAGACUGGCGGUGUGGAGCUGCGAGACAAAUCGUCUUUCUCACAAACUUUUUCAGAUGUUCCUAACUCGUCUGUUCGGCGUGACUCCCCUUCACAUGUGUCACCACGUGAAACUUCUCUUUCUCCGGUUCCUCUUCCUUCUGCUGAUCCCCGCGCUGGGGCUCCAGAAGCCGGAGGCGGGACGCGCGUCGGUUCUGAGGAGUUAGAAGGGAAGCGGGCGGACCAGGAAACGCUGCGUAUCGAGGGGCGUGGAGACGAGGUCGAGUCUCCGUCUGAAGCGAAGAAGGCGCCACCUGUGUUGCCGACCGCCUCGUUCUUCUCCAUUUGUUGCCUUCUCGCUGGCCUUUUCGUCUUCGCCUGUCUCGCCUCAGCAGGAGGGAUCGGGGGCGGCUCUGUUUUCGUCGCCCUCCUCGUGGGCCUCGGCCACAUGCAACUGGCUUACGCAGUCCCCAUCAGCAAAGUGAUGGUCUUCGCAGCCUCCUUCUGCAGUUUCGUGCUGCAUCGGAAACUUGAAAGGCAAACUGCUGAAAACGCUCGAGCAGUCGCGCAGGACUGGGUCGAUUUGCUGGUCCCUCUCGCACUGUCUGGGUCUCUGGUGGGCGUUGUUCUGAACACGAUUUUACCGGGUUUCUACCUGUUACUGCUUCUCUCUUGCCUCUUGUUUGGUCUUUCGGCUCGGACCAUGUUGUCUGCAAUGCACCUCUACAAAAAGGAAGUGUCUCUCGCGGUUCAACAGCCUUUCGAAGAAAUUUUCCUUCCAAGCCCGACGACUUCGCCUCGUCGCUCGUCUUCCUCCGGCUCUGGGUCUCCCUUUCACGCCUCCUGCACAGCAUAUCGCCCAGAUUCGCAGCUGUCAACGGAUGGGUCUCGGCUGUCAUUUGCCGUCGCAGCGACGCACUGCUCAGGUCCUCCGUCUCCCUCGUUCUUUCCGGAAGAGGGCCAAGACAGAGCAAGUGAGGAAAACGCUUCUCCUUCGCGUCUGUCCCGUCCUCCAGGGAGUUUACCAGCUGAGGCUCUGCUCGUGCCAUGUUGCGGAGAAGCGGAGACACACUCUCCUUUCAUUCGAUCCAACGGAGACGAGAAAGACCAAGAGCCCUUCGCAGCCGCCCGCUCGGAGAAGACACCUGUGGGGCUCCAGAGGCCAAGAGAAGGUCGAAAUCCGUUUUCAGACGAGGAGGCCGCCGAACCGUUUCUAGAGCAAGCUGGAGAGAGUCGAUCCUUCGAGCGCAUGCAUCCAGAGUGGGUGUUUCCGCCUGGUGGAAAUUCGAAUCCUGUUGAAGAAGAGGACGCGACCGCUCUUCUUCACGGCGGUGAAGACGGGAGACAGGCUGGAAAAGGCGGAGCGGCUUCGGGCGCUGAAGGCUUCGAACCUCUACGCUUAGACAGGCGACUGUGGAAAGAAGAGGCGUGGAGACAAACGUCUGGGGAAAGCGAGAUUGACACGGAGGUAGGAGAGACCGGAUCGCGGCGAGGGAAGCACGGGAAAGGAGACAGAGAAGAUGCUGAACCCAAAAGCGAGGAAGGCAUCAAAGAAGAGGAAGAAAACGGUGCGAGAUCGGGGAAGAGGAACUCUCGAGACGCGAGAGCUGGAAUGACUGUAGAUGUGGAAAGUGUUGUUUCAUCGCCGGAAGCUCUUGAUGCCAGCACGAGGAAUGGCCUCGCCUCUGGUGUUGACUCUGUGCCGUCUGCUGCCCCCAUUCCUCCGUCUUCAUCUUCGCCUGCGUAUCCGGCCUUCCCUCGAUUUUACUCGCUAGAAGACGAAGAAGAUCUCACCCACAUCUCGUUCAUGCAGGCGGAGACAUCUGAAGAAAGGGGCAGUCUCCCUGCCUCUGUGUUGUCGGCGCUCGACCCUGCCCUCGACUCGGAGUUCCUCGCUGCGUUGCCCGACCGAAAUGCAGCGAGAGGGCCUCUGUCCAAGGCUCUGAAUUUGCUUCGCUCUGCGUGUGAAGGCAUGGUUUCUUCGGCGCAGGACGGUGGGGCCUCUUCCUUCUCUUCUGGACAGACGCCGAUCGAUCCAACUCUGCUUCUCCCCUCAGCCUCGGCACUGUGUCCUGGAACGAAUCUCGAAGCGAGCAACCCCCGCCCGGUUUCUCCUCGCUUCGCUUCCACGGAGCAUCUGGCGUCGUACCAGCGUUUGUCAGGCGAGGCGAAGCGGCCGGAAGAGGGGGCUCCAGGGGACCUACGAUGCUUGACAGAAGGCCAAGGAGUUGCCAGGCGAGAGACUUUGAUUGUCGACACUUCGGCGCGUCUCCUGCAAGUGGGUGUGUCUUCAGAAGCCUCGCUCGAGGCUGAUCGUGCCUGUCACGGGGGGCUCGUCGCGUGGCUGCGAGCCUUGCCUGGAUUUGCGAAGGCGCGGAAAGCCGUUGGACAAGUCGAGAGACUUUGUUUCCAAGGAGACGUAGAGAGUCCGCACUACUUUGUGCUUCUCCUCCUGCUUCUCGUCCACGUUUUUGCCAGCUCGCUUCUGCACCUGCUCCUCAAACACGGAGCAGGCCGCGCCGCGGCAGUCGUCGCCGCGCUGGCGCUCCUUCUAGGGGUGUCUGUACAGCUCAGACUAUCCGUGCUGAUCUUCAGAAAACACUUUCCCGCGGGAACUGCGCCGCCGGCGCCGACGCUUCGCGAGGUUCUCUCUGCGGUUUCUGCAAGUGUGGCAGCGCUGUGGAGACAUCUGAAGAAGGUGGGGAGAGCGGCAGGUAGGGCGGCAUUUGCUGUCGGUGAAUUGGGGAAAAACGCGCUGCAUAGAUCGGGACUCUUUGCCGCGGCCCCGGCCUCUGUCGCGUUUCUCGAGCACGACUCGGGGCGCGAUUCGAUCGAAGUUGCGGAACUCAGUGUGCGCGGGCGGUUUCGAAACGCUGGCGAGAAUCCGUUCCUAUGUGCCGUCGGGGACAUUCAGGAAAUUCGUUUGUCUGAAGAAACUGGCCAGGAAAAUCUAUCUCAUUUGUCUCUCGAUCUGACGGGGGUAAGGCAGUCUGGCGACGACCACCGUGGGCAUUUUUCGAAGAAAACCUCCGGCGCAAGACCGUUCGACGACGCCCGGAACCGGGACUGUCCCUCCGGCGUGGACGACGCUGUCCGGCUUUCGUGGACGUCUCUCUGCUUUGAGGGGUACAUUGUUUCGCCCGUUGCUGCACUUCCCCCGUUGCUGCUUACGCCUUUUAUCGGCUUCUUGACUGGUGUUUUUGCGGGGCUUGUGGGCAUAGGCGGCGGCGUCGUCUUCUCGCCGUUUCUCCUGCUCAUGGGGAACGACCCCGUGUCCGCUGUCGCGACAGCAUCCGCGUGCGUCGUUUUCACUUCUUCGUCCACCUCGCUCCAGUUUCUGCUCAUAGGCCGACUCCCCAUUCUUUACGCUUCGCUCUUCGGCCUCGUUGCCGCCGCCGCGGCUGCAUGUGCCACCUGUGGAAUUCACAGACUGAGGCGCGCCGUCGGCGGCAGAAUGAGCGUCAUUGCUGGGUGUGUAGCCUCUGCUGUCACCGUCGCUUCCGCUCUCACCGUGUGGAGAUGCAUAGAAGUUGGCAUUUAUGGCGAGUGAAGCGGAGCAGAAACGGUGAAGUAGCGGUCGAGUGUUUGUGGGAUUUCUCCCGCGAUAGGUAGUAGGUACCUCACAGGAAGACGAAACAAAGAGCCGCUUCAGGUUGAUCACGACUGUUGGUUCACUGACUUUCCAAGCACGGGGUAGAGACAAAGUGUAAGGCAGAAAACGAGUUUUGACGGGAAUUAGAAUCUUCUAUAUCUUCUUGGUGGUAAAGACGGAGGUUUAGUAAAAUUGAGGGGCGAGCCGCUGGCCUCGAAUGGUUCAGGAAAACGGCCGGGGAAAAUGCCACUCUUUCUGCUGGAGUCCAGUGAGCGGUGCAGUUGUGUAGACGGCUGCGGAUGUGGGAAAAAAAUGACUGCGGGUAGGUUAGUCGCGCUGAUCAAGAUCGGGGAACAUUUUCGAGGCAAAUGCACAAGAGAUCUUGUGGCUGAUCUCUUUUUCGAAAGACGGGGAACAAAGCAGGCGGUACACGCCUGAACGGAUAGAAACAUAUGUGGAAAGUCUGCUCUCGCGACGCGCGUACGUAUACAUGUGCUAGGUAGUUCAACUGGAUGUGGCGUCGGCGGUUCGCACUCGUGUCCCUGCCCGUGUAAAGAAAGAAACAGCAAGGCAGGUGCGGGAAUCGCGGAAGUGGAGGGAUUUGUUUUGGCUCAUCUCAUGGAGACACCGGCGUGGCUUUUUCCCAGGUGCGGAAGCAUCAACAAAAGAUCACUGAGCGAUCUCCAGGGUCAGGUUCGGGGGCGCGGCCGAACGCUGUCGAAGCCGCCUUUUCUUAUGAAACAAACUCUGUGAUUUUCGUCAGCGUAAAAUACCUCUGGCAAGAGGAACUAAAGGGCACUUGCCCGGGUGUAACUUUCUUUUCAGUGAAGAGUUACCAAGAUGACACGGUGAUCGCUGUACAGAGACAACGAGCUGUUACCGCACCGCGUACACAUUUCUCUGAGAAAAAAUCCAUUCCAACACUGGAAGGCUCUAACCAGUCACGAAGUCACCGCUGCCGUCGCCUCUGACAGGAAAAUAGAAGGGAACCGAGAGAACGGAAGAACGGAGAAAUGGCAGUCCGCCGGUAGGCAGGGAGGUGACAAUAAUAUAGAUGAUCAGGGACCGGGGAGCAGACUUUGUGACGCUUCUUGGCUAGUGCAUCAAAAAAGCGAAUGUAAGGUGCACAAAAAGUGAGAGUAUCUUGGCUCACUUAAAGAACGAUACGAGAUGCGGUACACUGAAAUAGUGAAGAAAGCGGUUUACGAGCAAUAUGCUUCUGCAUCCCCUCAACGUUUACAGCCAGUUUACUGGUAAGCAUGUAGCAACGGAGCUAUAUAUAUCAACAAAGAGAGAUCACACAAGAUCCGCAGACAGUGCGUUAGUUUCGCUGUAUUACACACACACAGCAGAAUCAGAGUUUUCCUGUGUUACGUGGGGGCAAACAGGAUAUCUUUCAGAUCUAAAGGGUCAAUUCGCUCUGUUUCUUUCUUACCCUACGUCAACACUGCCGUCACACCCAAAACAGGCAGACAGGUUUUUUUCAAACUGUGAUCGCUUGUCCCAGUUAAAAGAACGUCUGGCACAAGGUCGGUUCAACAAGGGAACAACCCGACUCAACUGGUAAUCAACCACACCACCAGUAUUGUGAAUAAUGUAACAACGAACACAGAGUGCGUUCCACCGAUGAGACUCCCGGGUCUCAGCUCCGAGGAACUGGUGGUGCGCAAUGUCUCCGUCCGCCUUUGAUUCUUAAGAAAUCUAGGUGAAGGACAGUGCGCAAUGAGUGUGGCUUUUUCCAGAAUCACUUUCAUUCUGUUCCGUACAACCCGUCGAAUGUUGAAGACCAAUGCGCAUGCCACUCGGAAACUUGCCCGACGUGCGAGUGAUCUGUUUUUUUCCUACGAGAUACAGGUUCCCGUGAAAAUGAAGAUUCUAAAAGUGACCGCAGGGUAACCCCUCGAGGUAACAUACCCUGCAACACUGAAAACUCGGCCUUUCUUGUGGCAAGAAAGGCCGUUUCUCACCCGCUCUGGUAAAACCGCAAGAAUCCCUAAACCCUACAGCCUAGACGUCAAUACCAGGAACGUGCGAGGUCUCUAAACAAGGAACAGGAAGGAUUCGCCUGGGGGAGGGACGGUUUUUCCAGAGACCUCGCUGGUUCCAUCUUUGAAACACCGGAGACGAGAAACACCCUCUCGCGAUUUGCAGCGAUCCGCGUUUCGUGC